Messenger RNA from Nicotiana tabacum (common tobacco), 321 nucleotides. The record is from RefSeq and is a predicted model, not a curated record. Lineage: Eukaryota; Viridiplantae; Streptophyta; Magnoliopsida; Solanales; Solanaceae.
AUGGCAUGGCUGAAACCUCAAGCUAGUUUUGUUAAAGUCAUUAGUGAUGGUAGUGCCUUAAACAACCAGAUUGGUGCUGGUGUCACCAUCAGAGAUUCAGAAGGCCACUUCAUACAUGCUAUAGCCAGUCCUCUUGGUGAAGGAUCCAAUAAUCUUGCAGAAACUCAAGCAGCAGUCUUGGGCAUGCAGUGGUGCCUGGCCAAUGGCAUCACCAAAAUUCACCUAGAAGCUAAUUUUGCAUUGCUUAUUCAUUGGCUUAACUACACCUCCGCUCCUCCUUGGAAUCUAGACACUGAAUUGCAAAACCUCAAAGAACUAUGA